CUCCCCAGUCUCCAAAUCUCCCUUUACUCUCUUUUCCUAAUUCCUUCUCUGCUCUGCUCUCCUUCAACUUUAGAUCCUAUUUUUGACUUCUCUGUCUUCUUUCUUUCUUGUUUUCCUUUUGAUAUCUAACAAUGGUGAAAGGGUGGUUCUUUUUUGGUGUUUUGGUGAUUUGUGUCGUUGCCGCAGUGGACUCUGCACAUGCACCGGCACCGGCCGUCGACUGUUCAAGUUUGAUUGUGAAUAUGGCGGAUUGUUUGUCUUUUGUGAGUAAUGGAAGCAAAGAAAAGAAGCCCCAGAGUACUUGUUGUUCUGGGUUGAAGACGGUUUUGAAGACCGACGCCGAGUGCUUGUGUGAGGCUUUUAAGAGCAGCGCUCAGUAUGGCGUUGAACUCAACAUGACAAAGGCUCUUACACUUCCUUCUGCAUGUAGGGUUUCUACUCCCUCUGUCAGCAACUGUGGUGUGUCCCUUGGUGCUCCUGGCGCUGCUCCUGCUGAAUCGCCAUCUAUGUCUCCCAAGUCUCCAAAAUCAUCGGCUGCAACCAUUGGAGGAGUCACGGCCCAAGUUCCAGCUCCAGCUCCGGCAUCUUCUAGUGCCUCCUAUGUCUCAAUUCCAUUUAUGCUUCUCUUUUGUGUAGUUGUUGCGUUAUGCUCUUUUUUUUGAGCUUAGGGUCUUUCUAUUAAGCUCUGUCAUUUACCAAUGAUCAAGGAGAGAAAGGGGGGAUUUUAUUCGGGCGAUUUGUGUCUUGAACUGCUAUUAGGUUCUCUCUAAUCUUUAUGUUUAGGUUGUGAAGGGACCCUAUUAAAGAUGGUAUUCUUUGUUGGUUCUUUCUCUUUUCAGAUAGUUUUACCUGUUUGACAUGUCUCUUGGACCAUUAGUAAUACUAUUAUUUUUGAGUU
Messenger RNA from Telopea speciosissima, 898 nucleotides. RefSeq names its product non-specific lipid transfer protein GPI-anchored 11-like. The coding region runs from base 132 to 662 and encodes 176 amino acids. The record is from RefSeq and is a predicted model, not a curated record. Lineage: Eukaryota; Viridiplantae; Streptophyta; Magnoliopsida; Proteales; Proteaceae. The transcript has 3 exons. Gene Ontology annotation, molecular function: lipid binding. Gene Ontology annotation, biological process: lipid transport.